AUUUAUGAAUAAUUCUUCUAGAAUAAAAAACUCUCACUAAAGUAAUGAUUGUUGGGCUGCCUUAUUUUGUGGAAUCAUAGAAGUGCUUAUUAAAACUAAUUAACAUGAAUAGAUUUCACUAUUAAAACCUUAUCCAAAUUAAUAUUAGCUUUCAAGAAUCAGAAUCUUCAAAACUAUUGAAUUAAUGAAUUAAAUUAUAAGAAAUCCAAAUACCGAUCUAUUUUAUUCUUUAAUUAAUCAAGAAGAAGCAUCUUAAGUUAUGAAAAUAUUCAUAAAAACUUAGUAUAAUAUGAUGACUACUUAAAUUUGUAACAAAGAGAUUCUAGAACUUUUAAGUAAUAAUUUUAAAAUAGAUAUUAUAUUUAUAACUCAAAAUACAUCUAUAUCAUUGUCUAACAGUGAAAAUUUGGAAUUAAUUUUAAAAAUAGUUUAAUAAUAAUCUGAAUUUAUAAUAGAGACAUCUAAAAAAUCAAGAAGUCGAUCAUCUUCAUUAUUAGAUUAUGUUUUAGAAAUGAAACAAGAAUGUAAUGGAUGUUAAAGAAUAUUUGAACAAGGAGAAUUAUAAAAAUCUCUUUCUUGUAAUCAUACUUAUUGUAAAUUAUGUUUGAAAUUUUAUUUUAAACUAGGAUAAUCUUUUAUUUGUAAAGAUUUCUUUUGUAAGAUGGAACUCAAAAGAGAAGACUUCCCAUUUUUGUAAUUUUCACCAUUAAUGGAUACAACUAUGCAAUAAAAUAAAUGUCUUUAAUGUAAAGAAUCAAUCAAUAAAUUGUACAUUAAUAAAUGUGGACAUACUCAUUGUUAAAAAUGCAUUAAAGAUUAGUUAAAUAAAUCUAAAUUAUUUCAAACUAAUUUUUGCUUAGAACCUUCUUGCACUGAAUUAUUAUCUAAUGAUUUUACAAUUGAUUAAUCUACAAAUAAUAAUGAUUAUUAAUCUGUAUUAUCAAGAUAGAAUUCUAUAAUUUAAAAGAAUACAGAAUUCUGUUAUUUUUGUUAAUCUGAUUAAGAGAAAGGUGUAAAAGGAGAAUGCGGACAUUAUUAUUGUAAGAUUUGUCUUGAUUCAAAAUAUUAAUAAAUUAUUACUUAUGGUUUGAACAGAAACAUAGAUUGUCCAUUUUGUUAAUAAACAUUCAAUAUAGAGAAAAUAUUAGAUGAAUAUUACAAUUAAUUAUUAUAAGUUUAAAAUCCUAGAUUAAAAAGAAUGAGAUCUAAUUCUGAAUAGUAUUAAACAGAACACUAAUAAACAUAAUUUAAUAAACCUUCUUUUGAGAAUUAAUAACAUAAUUAAUUUAAUGUUAAAGCUUUACCUUAAUUAAAUUAGAUAAAUCAAUCACCAUUUAGAAUUUCAAGUGCAGUUUCAACUCCAAAAAGAGUAAUUAAUUCUGCAUGUUCUGAUAGAGUUAAUCAUAAUUAUCCAAAACAGACCUAAUAUCUUUAAAGAAAUCCAUAAUUCUUUUGA
Paramecium sonneborni is the source of this 1456-nucleotide messenger RNA. The record is from the annotation of a GenBank genome assembly. NCBI's taxonomy places the organism in Eukaryota, Ciliophora, Oligohymenophorea, Peniculida, Parameciidae.